Molecule: messenger RNA, 1185 nt
Organism: Camellia sinensis
Lineage: Eukaryota; Viridiplantae; Streptophyta; Magnoliopsida; Ericales; Theaceae
Source: RefSeq, a predicted model, not a curated record
AUGAAAAAUCUCAAAAGAAAGGCGGAGUAUUUGAGCGCUACAGUGGAUGAUUUAGAAACAGAAUUUAGACUUGCAGAGUACCAUCCAGCCAAAAGACCAAGGAAAGAGGCUCAACAUUGGCGUAGAAAUGCGCGAGAGAUAAUAGAAUCCAUUUCAAGACUUGAGGAAAAAGUAGAUAGAGUUGGACAAUGGAUGUUUGUAUCACGCUUACUGUUGGGAAAGGAAGUUGAGGAGAAGAUUCAAGAGGUGGUAGAACUGCAAGAGCAGCAUAAUUUUCCUCGUGGUGUGCUGAUUGAUGCUCCUCCAACUUCUGAACAGUUCAUACCAACAGCAAGAUUUUUUUGUGGAAGUGAAACCAUAACUGCAAGGAACAAGGGCAAAUACUUGAUGGAUGAUGAGCUCUCCAAUGGCAACCACCAACGUUGGCAACCACCUACACCAGUAACUAAUCAGUAUCAACAACCACCACCUUUGAACACCUCCAAAGUCGCCACCACCGCUGUGCGCCCAUGCCCAACUUCACCAAUUACUAUGUCAAAGGAAAGCUGCAAUCAUCUUGCUCGUUCAGAUUACACUCACACCUCUACCUCACAGCCAUCAUCCCAGAAGCCUAGAUCACGGCCACCAUUAUUGGCACCUUCAUCAUCACUUGCAACCACAUCACUACCAUCAUCGUCACAUCCCACCUCAGGCCUAGCAACUUCUAACUCUACCUUGACUAGGUGUGGUCAAGGCUAUGUUAGGGGCAUCAAGGAGUGGAAUACUGGUGCUAGGAUGGGCAUCCAAUUUGACAGUACAUUCCAGCCGGUAGGGGAUCAAGAUGCCUCCUUGAAUGGCCAACUUGGACAGGUAGUGCGUAACGGCACCAAAUUCCCCUCACAUAUGGAGAUAUUGACUCAAAACUCCUGCAAUUGGGAGCUUCGUGGCCCACCUCUUACGGUGGGGCAGACACACUUCUCGCAGAUACAACACCAAGACGGGUAUAAUUGGCAACUCUUUGACGAGCCUGAGUCCCUCCAGGCGACACAACUUGGGUUCUGGAUGCAUCUAAGUGGCCAUUGUGCAUUUAGGGAAUGCAUAGAACGUAGGACCCUACUGUUGCAGCCUAGUUCUACACCGCUACCACCUCAUACACGACACGAUGAUCAAGUUCUGGAUGCAUCUAAGUGGCCAUUGUGCAUUUAG